GUGGGUCCGUUGGUCUGUCGGGAACGAGGCUCCAGCAGUCAGGACCGCGCGGCGGAGUAGUUGCCAUGGCAGCCGCUGCGGGGGGCGCGGAGGAUGAGCUGCGCUCCGACCGCUCGAGCUCCGAGGGCGAGUGCGCUGUGGCGCCGGAGCAGCUGACAGGCCCCGAGGGCCUCUUCUCCUUCGCCGACUUGGGGGCCGCGUUGGGCAGCAGCUCGAGCUUCCAGGGCCGGUCGUCGGAUGGAGCCCAGUCCCCACUGCGCUACCUCCAUGUCCUGUGGCAGCAGGACACCGAGCCCCGCGAUGAGUUGUGUUGUAAGAUUCCCGCCGGUCGGCUGAGGCGCGCCGCCAGGCCCCACCGACGGCUCGGGCCCACGGGCAAGGAAGUGCACGCCCUGAAGAGGCUAAGGGACUCGGCCAACGCCAACGAUGUAGAAACAGUGCAGCAGCUACUGGAAGAUGGCGUGGAUCCCUGCGCAGCUGACGAUAAGGGCCGCACAGCUCUGCACUUCGCUUCCUGCAAUGGCAAUGACCAGAUUGUGCAGCUGCUCCUGGACCACGGGGCUGAUCCCAACCAGCGAGAUGGGCUGGGGAACACGCCUUUGCACCUGGCGGCCUGCACCAACCACGUCCCUGUCAUCACUACCCUGCUACGAGGAGGUGCCCGUGUGGAUGCCCUGGACCGAGCUGGCCGCACUCCCCUGCACCUGGCCAAGUCUAAGCUGAACAUCCUACAGGAGGGUCACUCCCGGUGCUUAGAGGCUGUGCGGCUGGAGGUGAAGCAGAUCAUCCAGAUGCUGAGGGAGUACCUGGGGCGCCUGGGACGGCACGAGCAGCGGGAGCGCUUGGACGAUCUCUGCACCCGCCUCCAGAUGACCAGCACCAAAGAGCAGGUGGACGAGGUGACCGACCUCCUGGCCAGCUUCACCUCCCUCAGCUUGCAGAUGCAGAACAUAGAAAAGAGGUAGCAAGAGAGAGACUCCUCCCUGCC
Chrysochloris asiatica (Cape golden mole) is the source of this 988-nucleotide messenger RNA. RefSeq names its product ankyrin repeat domain 54 (gene ANKRD54). Gene Ontology annotation, molecular function: protein binding; protein kinase regulator activity. The transcript has 8 exons. The record is from RefSeq and is a predicted model, not a curated record. Gene Ontology annotation, biological process: regulation of protein kinase activity; regulation of intracellular signal transduction. The coding region runs from base 66 to 965 and encodes 299 amino acids. NCBI's taxonomy places the organism in Eukaryota, Metazoa, Chordata, Mammalia, Afrosoricida, Chrysochloridae. Gene Ontology annotation, cellular component: cytoplasm; nucleus.